UAAUAAUAUACGAUUCGUCCUAAUGCGUUUAUGCAUAGUGGCCCUCCCCCUCCAGCGGUCGGUCGGCUUACUCAUCCUCCACUCUCCCCCACUCCCCUCCUUUUCUUUCCUUUCCUCCUCUCCUUUUCUGAAAGUCGGCACCUUUUUCUCUCUUCAGCCUUCGUCUCCAAGAAAUUGAUUAAACCCAUACGCCCCGGCAAUCGAUCCGAUCUCUCUAUUAAAGUAGUUGGAGCGAAUUUCCGGUCGAAUUUGGAUCGAGAGGCGUAGCAGCAGGGGCAGGGUAGGAGGAGGCGCGGGGGCCGGGUUGUCGGGGAGGAAGGGAUGGGGUGCGCGCAGUCCAAGAUCGAGCUGGAGGAGUCGGUGGCGCGGUGCCGCGAGCGCAAGCAGCAGCUCCGCGGCGCCGUCGUCUCCCGCAACGCCUUCGCCGCCGCCCACUCCGCCUACGCCGUCGCCCUCAAGAACACCGGCGCCGCACUCUCCGACUACGCCCACGGCGAGUCCCUCCACCCCCACCACCUCACCCACCUCCACCACCUCUCCCACUCCGCCUCCGCCUCGCACCCCCUCCACCGCCUCCUCCCGGAGCACGUGGUGGUGCACCCGCCCGCCGACCUCCCCCUCCCCAAACCCCCUAGAAAGCCGGCCAAG
Messenger RNA from Ananas comosus (pineapple), 648 nucleotides. RefSeq lists its product as uncharacterized. The record is from RefSeq and is a predicted model, not a curated record. The transcript has a single exon. Lineage: Eukaryota; Viridiplantae; Streptophyta; Magnoliopsida; Poales; Bromeliaceae. The annotation marks the transcript as partial.